AUGACAGUCUACGAGGAAAAGGGUCUACAGACCACCGCCCCGCUCAAUGUCUCUCUGGAGCCCUUCAACGUCAGUGAGGACGACACAAAGCCCCUUUCGUGGGAUGGCGACCACGACCCUGAGAACCCUUACAACUGGCCCGUCGCGCGAAAAUGGGCGUUGACAUGCCUCGCCGCUUUCGCGACAUUUUUGUCUAUGAUGAAUGGAACCAUCAUCACGGUCGCACAUUUCGAGAUCUCUGAAGUCUUCAGCGUGACCGAGACCUCGUUUCCGAACUCAUAUUGGCCGGUGACAACGUGGGCAAGCGGUGGAGCUUGCUCUGCUUUGUUCAUCCUCCCUCUGGCAGAAGAAUUCGGAACUCGCCCCGUCUUUCUGUCGACAUACCUCCUUUUUCUAUGCUUCCUCGUGCCCCAGGCCGUCGCUCAAAAUUUUGCUACACUGGUUGUCACUCGCUUCUUUGCCGGCGGCUGCGUUGCGAUUCUGGCCAACACGGCUGCCGGGGUUGUCGGCAACAUUUGGAGCACAGACUGGGCAAGAUCUGUUCCAAUUAGCUUAUACAUCUUGGGCUAUAUGGCAGGUAGCAGCAUGGGCCCGGUAAUGGGUGCUGCAGUAUUUGAACACUUGGGAUGGAGGUGGGUCGGCUAUAUCCAGCUCAUUUGGUUUGGGGCCCUGUUCCCAAUAUACUACUUCUUCAUGUAUGAGUCCCGCGGUUCGGCUAUUCUUGCGCGGCGAGUGCAUACCACCAACAAACAAAAGGAGAUGGAACACGUCGAAUUCAAGAAUGAAAGAACGAGCUCGGCCACGAAAGUGCGCGAGUUUCUUCACAUUUCGACAAGGCCUAUCGUCCUGUUUUCCACAGAGCCAGUGUUAUUCGUCUCGACGGUGUGGUCUGCAUUCACAGUGGGAACACUGUUUCUGUUCACUCAAUCAGUUGAGCAAGUUUUCAUGGAUCUCUAUGAUUGGAAUGUUUCUCAGACUGGUUACGUUCAGUGCUCGGUCGUUAUUGGGGAGUGUUUAGGAUGGGGCCUGAACUUCAUUUCUCGAAAGCUUUAUUUCAGCUCUGCCUCGCGAAGCACUGAAGUCCCAGGAACCCCAAUUCCGGAGGCAAGGCUCUAUAUGGCCGUUCUAGGGGGUGUCCUUGGGAUCUCAGGGGGCAUGUUCACCUACGCCUGGACUUCUUAUCCGGAUAUCCCUUGGAUUGCACCCGCGCUGAGUUUGGCAUUGGUCGGAGCUGGCAGUGUCCUAGUUGUGACAGGUGUGUCAGACUAUGUGGUUGAUGCGUACAGCGAUUACGCUGGAAGCGCAAUGGGUGCUGUCGCAGGUGGUGAGAACAUUUUCUCUGCUUUCUUGCCACUGGCUACCAUGAGCAUGUACAGGGAACUCGGACUUCAGUGGGCGAGCACCCUGCUGGCUCUCAUAUCCUUGGUGCUAUCUCUUGUACCAACUUUGAUGUUCUUCUGGGGAAAAGAAAUUCGUGCGCGCAGUCCCUUCAUGAAUCGCAUGAAGGCUGAGCCCAACAAAAAAUAUGAGGUGGUAUAG
This is a messenger RNA of Penicillium brevicompactum, 1539 nucleotides long. RefSeq lists its product as uncharacterized. Gene Ontology annotation, biological process: transmembrane transport. Lineage: Eukaryota; Fungi; Ascomycota; Eurotiomycetes; Eurotiales; Aspergillaceae. Gene Ontology annotation, molecular function: transmembrane transporter activity. The record is from RefSeq and is a predicted model, not a curated record. The transcript has a single exon. Bases 1 to 1539 code for a protein of 512 amino acids.